Messenger RNA from Cutaneotrichosporon oleaginosum, 1180 nucleotides. The record is from RefSeq and is a predicted model, not a curated record. NCBI's taxonomy places the organism in Eukaryota, Fungi, Basidiomycota, Tremellomycetes, Trichosporonales, Trichosporonaceae.
CGCAGCGGUCUGUGCAUAUGUGCCUCGGAUGAGCGACGACGACAACAGCGUCUCCCCAUCCCCGUCUUGGCCACUCCAUCCACAACCCAACCACUACUCUUCGCUAACAGCCUCUGUUCAUGGGCAUUUGAAUACCGGUGGCGUGAGCUUUGAUACUUUCCGACCCUGGUUUCGCACACUUCACCAUGCCACCCCGCCUGCAGCACCGCAAACGCAAGAACACCAUCCUCUACCCGCAUGAGGUGGAAGAGUAUGAGCGUCAAAUGGGGUUCUCGCGCGCCAAGAGCCGUCGUAGCUUGGAGAGUGGAGUGAAUUGCGCGCCGCGGGAUAUGGCUGACCGCAGAAUGAGCCCCAGGGCGGCAUGGAGGUCACACCAACGUCUAGCCACGCAACAGCUCCGCCUCCUCGACGCGGCGUCAAGCGCAAGGCGAGCGAGGAGCGCGCUGCGCCCACGCGCUACUCGCCCCCGCCUAUCGAGACCGGCGUCAGCGACGAGACGCUCAACAGCUUCGCUCUGGCCAUCGGACGUGGGCCCCUAGUCGCGCCUCUGAUGUGGCGUGGCAUCGAGGACGCUGCAAAGCUGUGGGCCGGCGUGGAGGAGUACGUCCUGUUCGCACGGCAGCGAGGCGACCGUGCUCCGUUCUUCCCGGCCACGCGCGUCGUCAAGUACAUUGCGCAUAAGGCACUCAAACAGUACAAAGAGGCGGGCAAGGUCGAUUUGCGCGCGCUCAAGGAGGCCGAGCAGGACAUCAAGCGCUUCCAGGACGCCCUGGGUUUGACGUGGGACCCGGUGCAGGAGCGCGCGACGGCCCUUGUCAUCGCCGGCGCCCAGCUGUCGUGGGGCGCCGACGAGGCGCACGUUGACGGCGCGAGCGACACCGGGGGCAUAUCCUAGCGGUUCGCUCGACUCGAUCGACUCGCAGCCGACGACCCAGCCGACGCACCCGAUUGUUCUCCUCGCGUCGCGGGGCGCCGGGGGCAGUCGUAAGUUGUCGAUCGUGGGCGUUCCCCUGUGUGCAGUGUGCCCGUUGUCACAUUCCCAUCCUCCUCGAUCUCGAUCCACCCCGCCUUGGGCAAUGUGCAUUGGUUUUUCUCCUCUUCUCCUCUUCUCCCCUUCGUGUCAUUGCAUUUCCAAGUAUCAUGUGUUGGGUCGUCGUCCUGUGCACAGGUGGCGGAUGCG